UUUUUGGUUUUUAAUUUUGAUUUUUUUUGUAUCCUCAGUGCUGCUGCCUCAGGCCCCUGCCCCCGGACCUGCCCCCGCAUUGCUGAGCGCAGGACAGUGACACGGCCCCGGUCCCCAGCCCGGAGGCAGCCAUGGCUGCAGAGAGCCUCAUGGAAAGUGUCCGGGAGGAAGUGACGCAUCCGUCUGUUCGGCUGUGAAAUCCUCCACUGUCACGCUGGAGUGUGGGCACAAUUUCUGCCAGGCCCCUCAAGGCAGAGACACUGAGGAGCCGGGACCCUUCCAGCCCAACAGGCAGCUGGUGAAUUUGGCUAAUUCUACCACGCUGCUGAAUUUCCAGGCAUCAAAGAGAGCAAGAUGGGACGGGGUGUGCGGAGAACUCCCAUGUGUGUUGUGUGUGACAGAUCCCAGGCUCACACGGUGGUGCCCAAACAGGAAGCUGCCUAGGAGUACAAGAUACAGAGUUGCUGUCCAGUGUAAUGGGAAAUAACAUUGGGUUUUAAUUACAGUCUAAUUUCAGUGACUGUUUCCUGGCGCAGUGCUGGUGCCUCACACACACGCCCUCUGGACCUACCCCUCCAUUGCUGAGCUCAGGAAAGUGACACGACCCCUGUUCCCCAGCCCAGAGGCAGCCAUGGCUGCAGAGAGCGCUGUGGAAAGUCUCCGGGAGGAAGUGAUGUGUCCCGUCUGUCUGGAGGAUUUCACAGCCCCUGUCCCUCUGGAGUGUGGGCACAAUUUCUGCCAGGCCCCCCAUAGCCCUCAGGGCAGAGACACUGAGAAGCAGGGACUUCUCCGGCCCAACUGGCAGCUGGCAAACGUGAUGGAACUAGCCAAGCCACUGAGUUUCCAGGCAGCAGAGAGAGCAAGAUGUGAUGGGGUGUGCAGGGAGCACCAGGAGGCUCUGAAGCUGUUCUGUGAAGAGGAUCAAAUUCCCAUCUGUGUGGUGCUGUAUGACAGAUCCCAGACUCACAUGGUGGUGCCCUUAAAGGAAGCUGCUCAGGAGUACAAGGAAAAAUUGGAGGCCCAUUUGAAGACUCUGAGGGGAGAGAGAGAAAAGCUGCUGGGAAGGAAAACAACAACAGAAGGGAAAUGCCAGGAGUAUCUGAAACAAACACAAGCCGAGAGGCAGAAGAUUGUGGCUGAGUUUCAGCAGCUGCGACAGUUCCUGGAAGAACAAGAGCGACUCCUGCUGGCCCAGCUGGAGAAGCUGGAUGAGGAGAUUGGGAGGCUCCAGACUGACACUGUCAGGAAACUCUCUGUGCAGAUUUCCCUUAUCAGCAAGGGUAUCGGUGAGCUGGAGGGGAAGUGUCAGAAGCCAGCAAGUGAAUUCCUGCAGGACAUCAGAAGCACCCUGAGUAGGUGUGUUAUGGGGCAGUUCCAGCUGCCUGAGGAGAUUUCCCCUGAACUAGAAGAACAAGUCAGAGGUUUCUCCCAGAAAACAAUUGCUCUGUUGAAGACUCUGAGGGAGUUCAAAGACACUCUGCCCUAUGUACUGGAGAGAGCAAGAGGAAAAUCCCUGGGAGCUUUCAGACAAGGCUGCAGAACACCCAUGUUUGUCUCCAGCUCAGCCCCUGGCCUGCAGAGCCAGGGACAGGAAGUGGCCGUGGCGGAGCCUGUGAGCUUCGAGGAGGUGGCUGUGUAUUUCUCUGAGGAGGAAUGGGCUCUGCUGGACCUGGGCCAGAGAGCCCUUUACAGGGAUGUGAUGCAGGAGAAUUAUGAGGCUGUGAACUGGCUGAGUAAGGAUUCCUGUCCCCUUGGGUAACAGCAGCUGGGUGGGCUCUGGAGCAUCUAGGUUGGGUUUGGUUCAGGGUUAUUCAUUGCCUCUGCCCCCAAUGUCAUGAGUAUCUGCCAUCAUAAUCCUGGCUCUUGUGUGAAAGACUCUCCCCUCUGUGCUCCCUCCCAGGGAAGGCAGAUUCAAGGAUAUAACAGUGGCUCUUCCCACACCUAAGGUCUCACUGCGCCCAUGUUGCCCAUCUUGUACCUUGACCAGACGUGUGAGUGGAAGGGCUCAGGCAGGAACAGCAGGUACCAGAGGUCUGGAUCUGGCUGCUGUUAGGG
Pelodiscus sinensis (Chinese soft-shelled turtle) is the source of this 2055-nucleotide messenger RNA. NCBI's taxonomy places the organism in Eukaryota, Metazoa, Chordata, Testudines, Trionychidae. The record is from RefSeq and is a predicted model, not a curated record.